This is a messenger RNA of Hemicordylus capensis (graceful crag lizard), 1959 nucleotides long. RefSeq names its product guanosine monophosphate reductase 2 (gene GMPR2). Gene Ontology annotation, cellular component: GMP reductase complex. The record is from RefSeq and is a predicted model, not a curated record. The transcript has 11 exons. Bases 369 to 1421 code for a protein of 350 amino acids. Gene Ontology annotation, biological process: nucleotide metabolic process. Gene Ontology annotation, molecular function: GMP reductase activity. Lineage: Eukaryota; Metazoa; Chordata; Lepidosauria; Squamata; Cordylidae.
CGGCGCUGUCAACGCAUUGCGUCCCUUGAACACGUUUUGCCGCGUUCCCUUAUGGGAGUUGUAGUUAUUUUAGUAUCCUUUACCCUAAGGAAGUCAGAGCGGAGACUACUUCACCCACAAGCCAUCGCGACGAGGUUAACGGGUCGGAGAGAAAAAGACGGAAAGAGAGGAGAAGAGCUGUAGGGGGCCCGGCAGAACCGUCGGCUGCAAAACGGAGUCUCACGCUGACGCUUCGCUUCUAAGAGCCGUGUGACGUGGGCUGACCAAUGGCAAAAGAGCUAAAGACUAAUGCCAGAGAAGAGGUUAUGAAAGGCUGUUAACUUACUGUGGUUGCUGGAAGUGAGGCAGUUCACAAACGGGGGUCCAAGAUGCCACACAUCGACAACAACAUUAAGUUAGACUUCAAGGAUGUGCUCCUGAGACCUAAACGGAGUACCCUCAAGUCCCGUAGCGAGGUGGAUCUCAUGAGAUCCUUUAUAUUCCGCAACUCCAAGCAAACAUACACCGGGAUCCCCAUCAUUGCUGCCAACAUGGACACGGUGGGCACCUUCGAAAUGGCUAAAGUGCUUUGCAAGUUCUCCCUCUUCACGACCAUCCACAAACAUUAUAGUCUGGAAGAGUGGAAGGAGUUCGCAGCCCAGAAUCCAGACUGCCUGCAGAAUGUGGCAGCCAGUUCAGGGACUGGUCCAUCGGAUUUCGAGCUGCUGGAGCAGAUCCUGGAGGCGGUGCCUGAGGUGCGCUACAUCUGCCUAGACGUGGCCAAUGGCUACUCCGAACACUUUGUCCAGUUCCUGAGGGAUGUGCGCAAGCGGUUUCCUCAUCAUACCAUUAUGGCUGGGAACGUGGUGACAGGGGAGAUGGUGGAAGAGCUUAUCUUGUCAGGCGCCGACAUAAUCAAAGUGGGGAUCGGACCAGGCUCAGUUUGCACCACGCGGAAGAAAACCGGGGUGGGCUACCCCCAGCUCAGCGCUGUCAUGGAGUGUGCCGAUGCUGCCCACGGUCUCAAUGGGCAUAUCAUCUCGGACGGAGGCUGCAGCUGCCCAGGGGACGUGGCAAAGGCCUUUGGUGCCGGUGCGGACUUUGUCAUGCUUGGCGGGAUGCUGGCCGGGCACACGGAAUCCGGCGGGGAGCUCAUUGAGAAGGGGGGCAAGAAGUACCGGCUCUUCUAUGGCAUGAGCUCCGAGGUGGCAAUGAAGAAAUAUGCUGGAGGCGUUGCGGAGUAUAGGGCGUCUGAAGGAAAGGUGGUGGAAGUGCCCUUCAAGGGCGACGUGGAGCACACCUUGAGGGACAUCCUGGGGGGCAUCCGCUCCACCUGCACCUACGUGGGGGCUGCCAAGCUGAAGGAGCUCAGUCGCAGGACCACCUUCAUCCGGGUUACCCAGCAGGCCAACCCGAUCUUUGGGGAGGUAGACCAGUCCUGACCUCGUCCUCUCCAAAGGUGCGACUUAGCUCCUGGGUGGCGUUCCUCCUCUCCACCCCAAGCCCACUUACCUUGGUGGGGGGCAGUCAUACAGGAGGCCCGGCCAUUUGGGGACAGGCUGGCAGUCCUGAAGGUUCCCCCAACUGUCCCUGGCACUGACCAAAUAAAACCUCCGUGUCCUUCCUUUCACUCCGUGGAGAAGCCUGCUAGCAGCCUCUGUUCCAGUGUGGGGUCAGGCUUCCCCACUUCUCAAUUUGUGGGCACAUCUCUUAUUUACUGGCAAUCAUGCGCCACUUUUUGCUUACUGUGAUCUUCAAAGUGGUUUCCGUACCACAUGACUCCAUCUUUGUUUCAUGAGCCCAGCGCAAAAGGGAGCAAGGCCACCUCCUCCCCCUCACGAGGGUCCAGGGAUGGGGCCCCUUCCCCAUCGUUUCCCAUCCUCCCUUCCCCAAGACAGACUGCAGCAGACAACCGGGUAAUGAAAUGGAAAUUUUUACACUGUUUACUGAACCCAAAAUAAAGCUAUAAAGUGAAGUUUG